Arvicola amphibius (Eurasian water vole) is the source of this 3455-nucleotide messenger RNA. Its product is annotated as complement factor H-like. The record is from RefSeq and is a predicted model, not a curated record. The coding region runs from base 101 to 2776 and encodes 891 amino acids. The transcript is spliced from 15 exons. NCBI's taxonomy places the organism in Eukaryota, Metazoa, Chordata, Mammalia, Rodentia, Cricetidae.
CUAGCUGCUGGUAAUACAGUGAAAUUGAAAGUCAUGAACAGUACUGUUAAUGACAAGAUUACCAGAAACCCCACUACUGGAGACCUCUAAGAUUUAAAAAAUGGGAUGGUCUAGCAUAUUGCUCUUAGGCAAUGUUCUAAUCCUAUGGCUCUAUACUGCCAAAGGAGAAAAAGAAAUAACAUGCAGACCUCCUUCUAUUGAAAAUGGUGACUACUCACCUAAAAGGAUCAAACACAGAGCUGAUGAUGUAAUCAGAUACAGAUGUGAAGAUGGCUUCUAUCCUGCAACCCGGGAAACUGUUGCAAAGUGUACGAGUACUGGCUGGAUCCCUGCUCCAAGAUGUAGCUGGAAACCUUGUAAUUUUCCACGAAUCAAAAAUGGAGGUCUAAAUAAUGAAGAGAACCACGGAUUCUAUAGGUACUACUUCCCAACACUUAGAGGAAUGAAGUUCAGUUAUUACUGCAAAAGAGGAUUUUUGACUCCUUCAGGGACAAAGAGGGACUACAUUCGCUGCACUGCACAAGGUUGGGAGCCUGCAGUUCCAUGCCUCAAAGCAUGUUCAAAGUCAGAUAUAGAAAUUGAGAAUGGUUUUUUUUCUGAAUCUGAUCUUGCAUAUCAUCUAAAUAAAACAACACAGUAUAAGUGCAAACAGGGAUAUGUAACCGCAAAUGGGAAAACAUCAGGACCAAUUACUUGUCUACAAAACGGAUGGUCAUCUCAACCUUCAUGCAUUAAGUCUUGUGAUAGGCCUAUAUUUGAGAAUGCUGGAACUCAAAGUAAUAGCACAUGGUUUAAACUCAAUGACAAAUUAGACUAUGAAUGCCAUGUUGGAUAUGAAAACAGACAUAAAGAUACCAAAGGCUCCAUAACUUGUAAUUAUGAUGGAUGGUCUGAUAAACCCUCAUGCUAUGAAAGAGAAUGUAGCAUUCCCCUACUAGAUCCAAACUUAAUCGUCGAUCCCAAGAAGGAAAAAUAUAAAGUUGGAGAUUUGCUGAAAUUUUCCUGCCGACCAGGACACAGAGUUGGACCAGAUUCAGUGCAAUGCUACGACUUUGGAUGGUCCCCCAGUUUCCCAGCAUGUAAAGGUCAAGUAGGAUCAUGCGUUCCGCCUCCUGAACUCCUCCAUGGGGAAGUUAAGGGAACAAAGAAAGAAGAAUACGGCCAUGAUGAGGUGGUGGAAUAUGAUUGCAAGCCUGGAUUUCUUCUGAAGGGACCCAAUAAAAUCCAGUGUGUUGAUGGAAAGUGGACAACCUUGCCGAUAUGUGUUGCGGAUGCGAGAAUGUGUGACAACGUUCCUGAACUUGAGCACGGCUCUGUAAAAUUUCCUAUGCCCUCCUACCGCCAUGGAGAUUCAGUGGAGUUCACCUGCUUGGAAACAUUCACAAUGAUUGGAAGCGGGGCAGUUUCAUGCAUUAGUGGAAGGUGGACCCAGCUUCCUCAAUGUAUUGCAACAGAUCAACUGGAGAAGUGUAAAGCACCGAGGUUUAGUACAGUGGGGUCAAAACUCCCUGAGAAGAGUGAAUUUAAUCACAACUUUAGCAUAAGUUUCAAAUGUAGAGGAAAGCAGGAAUACAAACAUUCAGUCUGCAUCAAUGGAAGAUGGGAUCCAGAGCCAACCUGUACAAGAAUAGAGAAAAAAUCCUGCCCUCCUCCACCACAGAUUCCAAAUGCCCAAGUGAUGGAAACCACAGUGAAAUACUGGGAGGGAGAAAAGGUUUCUAUUCUUUGUCAAGACAAUUACCAAACUCAGGACACAGAAGAGAUGGUGUGCAGAGAUGGAAGGUGGCAGUUGUUACCACGCUGUGUUGCGAAAAUCCCAUGUUCCCAGCCCCCUGAAAUAAACCACGGAUCUAUUAAAUUACCCAGAUUGUCAGAAGAAAGGAGAGACACAGCUGAGUCCAGAAGUUAUGAACACGGCACUACACUCAGCUAUGUUUGUGAUGAUGGAUUUAGAAUGGCUGAGGAGCAUGGGGUAACCUGCCACAUGGGGAAGUGGAGUGCUCCACCUCGUUGUGUUGAACUUCCUUGUGGACCUCCACCUUCAAUCCGUCACGGUAUUGUGUCUCAUGAACUAGACAGUUACCAACAUGGAGAAGUGGUGACUUACAGUUGUUCUGAAGGUUUUGGAAUUGAUGGAUCAGCAUUUAUUAAAUGUGUAGGAGGAAAGUGGUCCCAGCCACCAGCUUGCAUAAAAACUGAUUGUGACAUUUUACCCAGGUUUGAAAAUGCUGUACUCAUAGAAAAGGAAAAAAAAUCAUAUAGGUCAGGUGAACAAGUGAUGUUCAAAUGUGCACCAUCUUAUCAAAUGUAUGGAUCCAACAGUGUGACGUGUGUUAAUCGCAUGUGGAUUGGAGAGCUGGUAUGCAAAGAUUCAACAGGGAAAUGUGGGCCGCCUCCACCUAUUGACAAUGGGGACAUCACUUCCUUCCCUUUACCAGUAUAUGAACCAUCAUCAUCAGUUGAAUAUCAGUGUCAGUUCUUGUACCAACUGCAGGGCAACAAGAAAAUAACAUGUAGAGAUGGAGAAUGGUCUGAGCCACCAAAAUGUUUACAUGCAUGUGUACUAUCAGAAGAGAUCAUGGAAAGUCAUAAUAUAACUUACAGAUGGAAAGAAAACCGAAAUAUUUAUCUUCAAUCGGGGGAUUAUGUUGAAUUUAUGUGUAAAUAUAGAUAUAGAAAGGCUAAUACAUCACCUCCAUUACGUACAAUGUGCAUUAAUGGUCACAUUGAUUAUCCCAGUUGCUCAAGAAAAAUUCUUGGCUUAGUAGAUGAAUGAACCUUUGCUUAGAAAUGUGCAUGCAUAUUACUUACAUUUUAUCUUACAAUUUACAUUAUACUUAUAAUUUAUCUUUCAUGUAUUGUUUAACUCAUUUCUUUAUAUAAAUAUAUACUUUUGCUAAUGUAUGAUGAUUAAUGUGGAGCCUGAGACCACUGCCAUAAAUGCAAAAACAGCACAUUCAAACACCUUAACCAGAAUGUAAUGUGUCCUAGCAAAAUAAACAAUGGAGAGAAAUAGAAGUAAAAACUUCAGUGUCUGUUUCUAACUAUUACAUUUCAAAAUUUCUCCAAUCUUCCUCUAUACAUUUUGAUGUAAGGAUCUAAUUCAUGGUGAAUUGAAGACAUAUUGCUUCAUUUUCAGAUUUGUAUUAUUGCUCAUAUAAAUAAUAAUCAAACUGCCAUGUUAACAUUAGUAAUGAAUAUAGGUUAAUGUUACAUACUACUUUUGUAUUAAUAAAUAAAUCCAAGAAAGAUUUUACUCAUGAACUUUGGCACAUUGAAAUAUUCAAGCAAUUAUAGAAAGGAAUUAAAAUUUAGCUGGGUAUAGGAUUCUGUCAAUGACAUAAACCUAUAACUACUCUGUAUAACUGAUAAGCAGGCAAUGAGCAAUACAUUCUUUGUGCAAAUUUAAAAAAAAGGAGAAUAAAAAUAAAUGCAACAAAGUUUAUAAAAAGAAA